Oenanthe melanoleuca is the source of this 5990-nucleotide messenger RNA. RefSeq names its product TBC1 domain family member 5 (gene TBC1D5). The transcript is spliced from 25 exons. Gene Ontology annotation, biological process: activation of GTPase activity. The record is from RefSeq and is a predicted model, not a curated record. The coding region runs from base 592 to 3084 and encodes 830 amino acids. NCBI's taxonomy places the organism in Eukaryota, Metazoa, Chordata, Aves, Passeriformes, Muscicapidae. Gene Ontology annotation, molecular function: GTPase activator activity.
CCUUCCCUGCCCCCGCCUGCCCCGGGCCUCCCCCACCGCCUCCCGCUGCCCCGCGUGCCUCGCAGGGCGCCGGGCCGGCUCGGGGUCCGUGCGCCGCGCCGAGCCGAGCCGCAGGGAGGGACGAGGGAGGGAGGGGAGGAAGGAGGGAGGCGGGGAGGGAGAGAAAGAGAGAGAGGCUGAGCCAGAUCUUCAUGCCACUGCAGGCAGCAGCAGCAGCAGCAAAACUUCUGAAGGUUUGCAGAAGACAAUAAGAGAACCACCAAGAAGACUAUUGCAGUCUUGGUUUUGUCAGAAAGUACAAAUAGCUGUGAUGAAAAAAAGUGAGGAAAGGAAACUAGAUUGAUGGAGGUGAAAAAUCACACCAAGAGUGACUGAGGAAAUCUGUGAACCUAUGCCUUAGGUCAAUUCCAGAAGUCUGGUACCAGGACUGUCACUCCAGCUUCCUCAUUGCUCUUGGUGACUGGGACAUAUCCCAACUCUAUUUGCCUGUUGAAUGUGUGGAAAAUAUCCUUCUGAAGACAACUGUCUCCUUUGUGUUUGAGUACCUGCCACUAUAUAAAUACUCAUCAGUUGGAAUCUACUACUGCCAGUAUGUAUCAUUCUGUGUCUGAAACCAGUCACCCUUUGCAAACAGAGGAACAAGAGAUAGGCAUUGAUCCCUUGCAGAGUUUUUUGAACAAACCUGGGGAAGGAGGAUCAAGUGAAAAUGGAAGCACACCCCCCACCUCAGAUUCAGAUGGAACUUUUACCUCUUACAGUAAAGAAUGGGAAGAACUAUUUGUAAACAACAAUUACUUGGCAACUAUACGGCUGAAGGGGAUUAAUGGGCAGCUGAGAAGCAGCAGGUUCCGUAGUGUUUGCUGGAAGUUAUUUCUGGAUGUUCUCCCACAAGAUAGAAGUCAAUGGAUUAAAACCACUUCAGACUUAAGAACUUCUUACAAUAAGAUCAAAGAAAUUCACAUUACAAACCCUCGGAAAGCAGGACAGCAAGAUCUGAUAAUCAACAACCCACUCUCUCAGGAUGAGGGGAGUCUUUGGAAUAAAUUUUUCCAGGAUAAAGAGCUUCGAGCAAUGAUUGAACAAGAUGUGACAAGAACCUUUCCUGAAAUGCAGUAUUUCCAGCAAGAGAAUGUAAGGAAAAUUCUUACAGAUGUUCUGUUCUGCUACGCCAGAGAAAAUGAGCAGUUGCUUUAUAAACAGGGCAUGCAUGAACUUCUAGCUCCCAUUGUCUUUAUCCUACAUUGUGACCACCAGGCUUUUUCACAUGCCAGUGAAGCAGCACAACCCAGUGAGGAAAUGAAAGUUCUUUUGAAUCCUGAAUAUCUGGAACAUGAUGCCUAUGCAAUGUUCACACGUCUUAUGAAAACAGCAGAACAUUGGUUUUCAACUUUUGAACAUGACAGUCAAAAGGAGAAAGAUGUGAUGAUAACACCUACGCCCUUUGCAAGGCCACAGGACUUGGGGCCAUCUAUUGCUAUUGUAGCAAAAGUAAAUCAAAUUCAGGAUCAUCUGCUGAAGAAACAUGAUAUUGAGCUGUACAUGCAUCUGAACCGACUGGAAAUUGCUCCACAGAUUUAUGGACUGCGAUGGGUAAGGCUCCUGUUUGGACGUGAAUUCCCUCUUCAGGAUCUUCUGGUUGUCUGGGAUGCUCUGUUUGCUGACAGUAUCACCCUGAAUUUAGUUGACUACAUUUUUGUAGCCAUGUUGUUGUAUAUCAGAGAUGCCUUGAUUUCAAGUAAUUAUCAGACCUGUCUGGGACUUCUUAUGCAUUAUCCACCUAUUGGAGAUGUUCACUCCCUUAUCCUAAGAGCACUUUUUCUCCGAGAUCCAAAGCGAAAUCCAAGACCAGUGACUCACCAGUUCCAACAAAAUUUAGAUUAUUACAAAGCACGUGGAGCAGACUUGAUGAACAAAACCCGUGCCAGUGCUAAAGCUGCUCCUCUGAACAUCAACAAAGUCUCCAACAGCUUACUGAAUUUUGGGCGGAAGCUCAUUGCUCCGGCCAUGGCUUCAGGUGGGGCAGUGGGCGCUCCUGCCGGCGGGAGCAGCUUCCCUCCCUCUUCAAUGCCAAGCAGGAGCACGGUGGAAGCCCCUCAGCACCAGCAGCACCACCACCACCACCAUCACCAGUCACAGCAGCAGAGGAUGAUGAAGUCUGAAAGCAUGCCAGUUCAGCUGGGCAAAGGCGAGGCGGGCGAGGCGGCGCCGCCGGGGCCGGCCCAGGCCCAGGCCCCGGCCCAGGCCCAGCAGCAUCCCCCGGCCACCACAGGCCAAAGUUCAAAAAACAUCAGUUCAUCUCCAAGCAUAGAGAGCUUGUCUGGAGGACGUGAAUUUACAGGAUCUCCACCUUUUUCUGCAUCAAAAAAGGAUUCCUUUUUCAGCACCAUCUCCCGCUCACGUUCCCAAAGCAAAACUAUGAGCAGAAAAGAGUCGGAGGAGGAAUUAGAGGCCCAGAUUUCAUUCCUACAAGGACAGCUAAACGAUUUGGAAGCUAUGUGCAAAUAUUGUGCAAAGAUGAUGAACACGCAUCUUGGAAAUAUUCAGGAAGUCAUUUUGCAAGAACGCUUGGAAAAAGAAGAUGAAAUUCUGGUUUCCUUGGCUGGUUUGAAGCAGAUCAAGGAUAUCCUGAAAGGUUCAUUGCGUUUCAACCAGAGCCAGCUGGAAGCUGAAGAAAAUGAGCAAAUCACUAUUGCUGAUGAUCAUUACUGUUCCAAUAAUCAGAACAAGGGGGCAGGUGAUGUCCUAAAGGGACCUGUCAUGACAAAGCAACAGUUCAUCUCAGGACAACAGACUACAACCGAUUUGAGCACUAGUGAGAGCAAGAGUGCUGAUGACUAUAUCAUGGUUUCCAAAGAAGAGGAAAAAAGUAAAAGUGCUGUUCCAGAGCCAGUGCAGGUCCCUCAGGCACACAAGGAGGCAGCAGUGAAGCCAGAAGCUCCAUCUCGUUCUUCUUUGGUAUUUUCUGACCCUCUGAUGGGUUCCAUUUCAGCCUCAUCCAGCAACUUGAGCUCCAGCCCUGAUGACAACAGUAGUAAUAACAGCAAAGAUUCUGACUUUGCUAUUGUCAGCCCACUGGACAUCUAAAGAAACAGGCUGGGAGAGUCUGGGAAAUCUGUCAUUACAACUCGGCUCUAAUUUCUGUGAUUCCACAGACUGGAUAUUUCUUUGGAUUACGAGGACAGAAAAUAGAUAAAGGUGACCCAUUUCAGCUGCCAAAAGCCUAAAUUAAAAUAACAAGGCAAACAAAUAAAAAAACCACAUAAAUUUGCUACUUUUAAAAAAUAAUAUAUACGUUUUAAUAACUGCCUUAAAUAAAAACCCAGUAAAACCCAGUUCUAAUAUACAGUUAUUAUUAAUUAUGCUGUUACCUUACUUAGGAGCUUUGUUACUGUAGAACUGUUGCUUUCCCAAAACAUAGAAUAGUAUAUGCCAGGUACCGUAAUGGAAAUGUGUGGAUACUGGCAUCUGACCUGAAGCAGAAAAGACAGGCUACAUUUAAUAUUGUCCUUCUACAAAAUACUCUUGACUGGGUUUUCUGUGUAGGAAAGGGUACUGUUUCUUCAGAGACUGUGAUUAGAGAAAUAGGGAAUAAGUAUCAAAAAGAUUAAAAGUAUCAUCCUGGUAGGAAGUUUGUUCUCCCUUGAGGAAUCCUAGUUUCUUCAUUUUCAUCUGGCAAUAGCCUGAGGUGUGUUCAGGGCAGAGGUUUGUGUAGUUGUUCCUCAGUGCUUACAGAUUAUGUGACAAACUCCUUGAGAAUGGGAACUUACACAACAGAUCCCUAUUUGUCUUUGUCUACUUUCCCCCUUGAGAGUUCCCAGUUCAUCUCUUUCCCUCUUUAUCUUUGUCUACUUUUACUUCCUCUGGCAUGAUUUUUUUAAUUUUACUCAGACUGCCACAGUUAAAGCAGUAGGUGCAAGGGAAAUAAUAGCGUUUCAUAAUGUAGAUCUGAGCUGGUUGAACAAAAGCUAGCUCAAGUAUGAUAAUUUACCAGGGAAGGUUGCAAAGUGAAAUGGAAUGUUCAUAAUUAAAAGCACUUUAUGUCUCAUUGCUAUUAUCUUCUGUACAUUCUGUUUACAUAUAUUCCUAUAUGAUUUCCAUAUUUCUAAUCAAGAGAAACAUAAUGGUGCAGCAGCAUUAACCAACAGAAAGUUCUUAAUUUACUCUCUUACUUGUUUCUUUAUGGAAAAGUGUGUUUCUUUUCCAUCAAGUCCAUAGUACAUUUAAUAACAGCUUUUUUCAAGUAGAUAAGGGGGGCUUUUCUGAUCUCUUUAACCUCUGUUGGAAUUCAACUCUGUUUGGAAAACAAACUGGUGAUGAGUAGAUCUCUCCUCUUGCAGGGCCUACACAGAGUUAGCUUGAGGGAGGAAUGUUAGUAUGUCACUCUGUCAUAGCAGCAAAAAAAGCAUUAUUUGCUUUUAAGAUGCAUAUACAUUAUACCAUGCAACAACUUCCUAUUUGCAUGGCAAAGCUUGUGUUUGUUCCAAGUUAUGAAAUUGUAGUUAUUUGCUGCUUAGUCUGUAAUUGUAAAUGAAGUACUCUAUCCCAAAGAUGAGGUGACAUGCAAUUUUCUGGUCUUAGAUUUUACAAGGUCUAUGUCGGUGACUGAACUGAAGAGGUAAUUGUUAUGUAAUUACAUGGUAGCUGCCAUCCUUACAUGUUCAAAAGCCACCAUGUAGUUCUUCAGAAAUGAUUUGUGCCUUGUAGAAUGUUAAAAAUGCUAGAAUGUUAUGAGCAGGCAUAGCAUCACACCUCUCUGCAACAGAGUGAUGUGAACAAUCAGAUGACUAUUUAGAUGAAUGAUCUUAAACGCAUAACAUUUUGGAGAGGUGUUUAUUUUGGUUUAAUUUUAAGCAUCAUAAAAUAUCACUUUGGAAUUUCAGCAUGGAUGCCUGUUUCCAGUUUAUUUUAUUACCCUGAGUUUGCAUGAAUGGCAGGGGAUUGGGUGGCUACUUGAUUUAUUUAGGUCUUUCAAGCUUCUUUAGCCUCAACCUACACAGCAAGGCUUGUGGUGCCAUCAGCAAAGGGUGGCUGUUGAAGAAGUACCUGUAGAAAAAGAAAAUAAAUACUCUGGGGACAGAGAGAGAAGUUUUAUAUUCUGUGAUACAUAAACCUUCAAAGAUUCCAGUAGCUUGGCAGGACAAAAUGUUUUUACUUCUUUUUUAUUUUUUUAAGCAUCAGUCUUUUGAUUUCUAUUCUAGCGGGUCGUUCAGGGAUCACAUUGCUAUUUUCUUGAACAGUCUCAUUGCCAAUGGAAAAGUGUGAUUUGUACAGGUUUUUUAUUUUUGUAAAUUAGUUGUAUCUUUAAUAUUGCAUAUUUUAAAACAGUAGUAAAAUUAUAUAAAGAUUUGGGGAAUUUCUAAGAAGAAUCAGUGAAUACUGAUGACCUGAAUGCAUAUCAUGCCAUGGGAUAUGAUAAAAAUCUUCAAAAGCAGAGAGAUGAUAAUACAAAUAAGAUCACAGUAACUCCAGUAAAUGAAUCUGCUUUGGUUGUGCCAUGUGCUUCCACAUCUCAAAUAUGUUGUCUCUGAUAUUUGAUCAUAGUGCAGAGAUAGUUAAAAGUAUUUUAGUAUAUUUGUUAAGUUAGAAACUUGUAAGUUGGAUAAAACAUCAGAUCAUCACCCUGUUUUAUGUUAUGUUAAGAAUGUACUGAAAGAGAAACUGUCAUUUUAAAUACAAGAUUAUUCUUUUUCUCCAGAAAUGACCUGCUCAUAAUGUUCAUGGAUAACAAUAAUUAGAUAGAAAAUUUAUAAACAUUGCAAAUUGCUGAAAAAACUAAUGCAGCAUUAAGAUUGCUGAUCUGAGACUGUUUUACUGUAUCUCACAUCUGUAAUUUAUUACUUUAAAGUCUCUUGCAUGUCAUGUCAGUAUGUAUGUACUGCAGAAAGGCAGUGUCAUAUUUUGACUGGGUAUUGAUUUAGUUGUGGAGCUUUGUAUCUUUACUCUGGAAGAACAUCUAGCCCGCUUUAUUAAAGAAAGAAUUAAUAAACUUU